Scomber japonicus (chub mackerel) is the source of this 996-nucleotide messenger RNA. RefSeq names its product dehydrogenase/reductase SDR family member 13-like. The record is from RefSeq and is a predicted model, not a curated record. Lineage: Eukaryota; Metazoa; Chordata; Actinopteri; Scombriformes; Scombridae. The transcript is spliced from 5 exons. Bases 1 to 957 code for a protein of 318 amino acids.
AUGUCGGUGCUGCUGUGCUUCUCAGCAGCAGCUGUUGCUUUCUAUGUGAUAGUUUACUAUGGAGUUUUCAGAGGAGCGAGAUGCUCAAAUUCUAUGAGGCUGGCGGGAAAGACCGCCAUUGUCACAGGAAGUAACACAGGUAUCGGUAGGACCACGGCUCUGGAUCUGGCUAAGAGAGGAGCCAGAGUGAUUCUAGCCUGCCGCAACAAGGAGAAAGCUGAAGCUGCUGCUUUUGACAUCCGCAGAGAGAGCGGAAACACUCAGGUGCUCUUCAUGCAGUUGGAUCUGGCAAGUUUCAAGUCUGUUCGAAACUUUGCCGAAACCUUCCUGAAGACUGAACCCAGACUGGACCUCCUCAUCAACAACGCAGGUGUGAUGGGUCCUGGACGUACUGAGGAUGGUUUCGGCGUGGCGUUCGGGGUGAACCACCUGGGUCACUUCCUGCUCACCAACCUGCUCCUGGAGCGACUGCAGCAGAGCGGCUCGGGUCGCGUGGUCACCGUGGCAGCGCUGCUGCAUCACCUCGGUAACAUCGACUUCCCUCUGCUGGCUUCCCACAAGGAUUUAGUGUCGGGCCGGUCGAGCUGGAGCAGCUUGAAGGCCUACUGCAACAGCAAGCUGUGUAACGUGCUCUUCACCAGAGAGCUGGCCAACAGGCUGGAGGGAACCAGUGUCACCUGCUACAGCCUCCACCCAGGAGUGGUCUACACAGAGCUGUGUCGCAGUAUGAGCCUGUGGCAGCAGCUCCUCAUGAUGCCCUUCGCCAAGCUCUUCUUCCUGGACCCUGACGGCGGGUGUCAGACCACCCUGCACUGCGCCCUGCAGGAAGGCAUCGAGCCUCUCAGCGGACGCUACUUCUCUAACUGCGCGCUGCAGCGGGUGGCGGCCCAGGGACGAGACGACGCCGUGGCCAAGAAGCUGUGGGAAGUGAGCGAGAGGUUAACCGUUUUAUCAUGAGACACUCAAUACAAAGAGCUCCAAGGACUGUGUGACCGC